UCACAACUAAAUUUCAACACACUCACACAUUAAACAUCACAUUACAUUAUUUAAUUACAAAAUCACUAGUGAUGGCUUUACAGUGUGUGUGCGUGUUGACUGACGGACAAGGGAAGCAACCUCCCCAGCAGUCUAGAAUGCAGAACAAAAAGGGACUCAGAGACAUUGACCUGUGUGAGAUUGCCAAGAGAUCAGAGGAUGAGAGAACCAAACACAAUGAUUACGAGUGCCACUUGAAAGGGGAGAAGAGGCAAAACCUUAUCAACAAGCUUAAGAUGUACCUGGAUGACUAUGACGACAGACCAGUGAUGAAAGGUAAGGCGAAGACCUGCGAAGACGGAAAGACUCUAGGCCAAACCGGAUUCGGACCUAUGAUAAAAUACCCGGGCUAUGUGGACUAUGAACAUCCGUACUUUAGCGACCCUUACAACAAGAUGCCGGCCCUAGCUUCAACUGUGGGGCAGAGAGGGGAGAACCCAUGUCCUCCGAUAAAAGUGAGAAACUGGGAUGCCUUCAACACCCAGGGCACUGUCCACACACAAGAUAUGGGUAAUGGUUGCCAGACUAAAGCUUCUGAGGAUUUAGACGGACGAUGUCGGUGUGCCGAACGUAGAGGAGAGGUUCCUACUUGUCCUGCAGCCGCCAGAUAUCCUAAAUCUCCUGUGGUUCCAGGGGACAUGACGAGAUCUCCUUACGCUGAUAACCUACACACGCACACGAACACACACAAUACUCAGCCAGCAUGUGAAUACAUCUGCAUACCUCUGCCAGACUAAAAGUUGA
Molecule: messenger RNA, 783 nt
Organism: Macrosteles quadrilineatus (aster leafhopper)
Lineage: Eukaryota; Metazoa; Arthropoda; Insecta; Hemiptera; Cicadellidae
Exons: 3
Coding region: 72-776 (234 amino acids)
Source: RefSeq, a predicted model, not a curated record